GAGAAAAAGCGAGGAAAGGAAGAAGGGGCGUUGAAAGGAGGGUUUUUUUUUUUCUCUCUCUCUCUCUCUCUUUUUCUCCCUCUUGCAAACCAACACGGCAGGGCAGCCCUGACCCGGAGCCACCCCGCCCACGCUCUCCUUUUUCUCCCCGCAAAAGGAGGAGGCGUGGGCGAUCCCUGCGCCCCGGGGUUACCCCCAGAACGUGGUUUCCCCAAAACCAGACAAGUAGUGACCUUCCUAAAAUCACAAACCUAUGGUUGAUUUACAAGGAUGUUCUCCCAAAAUCGGCCCCCGGCUCACCUACAGACACCGCCUGUGGCCACCGCAGCUGUUGCCGCCGCGGCUGCCGCCAGUGUCGUAUCAACUGCCCCCCAGUCUUUGAAACUGACCUACCCCGAGAUACUGGACCGGAUCAAAGAGGAAUUCCAGUUUUUGCAGAACCAGUACCACAGCUUGAAGCUCGAGUGCGAGAAACUGGCCACGGAGAAGACAGAAAUUCAGCGGCAUUAUGUCAUG
This is a messenger RNA of Notechis scutatus (mainland tiger snake), 516 nucleotides long. Lineage: Eukaryota; Metazoa; Chordata; Lepidosauria; Squamata; Elapidae. The record is from RefSeq and is a predicted model, not a curated record.